AUGGCUGUCUUUGAAGACCCAUGUGGGGUUUUAACGGUACACUUUGCUGUGAACAUUAGGAACAAGAUAACUCCACCCUUGCCACAUGGGUUUGUUGGGAAUACUGUUGUAACAGCUUGUGCAAGUGCAAAGGUGGUGGAUUUGAAUAAGGAGUCUUUGGAAUUUUUUGUUGAGAAGGUGAAGGAAGCAAUAGAGAUGGUGACAGAUGAGUAUGUGAAAUCAGUAGUGGAUUGGUUGGAGGUUUAUAGAGGGGUCCCUUCCACUUUAGAUGAGAAUUUUUAUGUGUCAGCUUGGUGGAAGCUACCCUUCCAUGAGCUGGAUUUUGGGUAUGGGAGACCCACCUAUGGUGGCCUAGUUGUGAGUGGAAUGGAUGAGUUUGUGCUGUUGCUCUCCGAUGGUAUUGGGGUGAGAAGAGGUGGAGGUGUCAAUAAACAGUUACCGAAGAUAUCUCCUGUAUAUUUUGCUUGGUGCAAUGUGCAAAUUUUAAGCUUAGGUUUUGGUUUACGAUGCAUCACAAUUUCAGUGUGUUCUUUACAGGGUCUGAGAUACCACUUAACCACCUCUCAUGAUUUAUUCAACUAUGAGUUUUGGCUAACUGAAGAGUAUGAAGCUGUGAAUGUUUCUGUAAAAACUGAUAUAGGGAGAUCUGAGAGUGUUGCAGAUGGAGUUGACCCAAGGCUACAGACAUUUUCCUUCUACUCGAAGCCAUGCAGGUAUAGAACAUUGAAAAAGCUAGUUCAAAAUGCUAAGCAUGUACAUCCACAUGCCAGGAACAGUGCCUCACCUGAAGUGUCCAGAGAAGCUUCUCAUGAGGGUCAUUUGGAAAAGGAUGCUGGUACGAAUUCUUACUGUAAGCCCAUUACAACAUCUUCAAAAGAUGCUGAGCCUUCAAACAGAUUAUUUCUUCAAAGAUUUGAGAAGGAUGGUGGUUCUAAUAAGGAUAAAGAGCAUAAAAUUUUGAAAGCAUUUUUCAUUGAAAAUCAUUUGGAAAGGCAUAAAGCUAAAUGCUGUGGCCUGGGUUGGGCUGCAGAGGUCACAGAAGCCAUUGCAUCCAGCUCCAAUGUUACAGGUUUUUGCUCUACUGCAGCACAGGCUUCUGCUAGUAAUGAAUGUGUGCAGCCCAUAUCUACAAACUAUCUUGCCCCUUCUUCUAUGCUUCAGUUUGUAAAGACAAGGAAGUUAUCUGCUAACCGAGCAGAUCCCAGAAAGUAA
Molecule: messenger RNA, 1212 nt
Organism: Magnolia sinica
Lineage: Eukaryota; Viridiplantae; Streptophyta; Magnoliopsida; Magnoliales; Magnoliaceae
Exons: 7
Coding region: 1-1212 (403 amino acids)
Cellular component (GO): nucleus
Molecular function (GO): chromatin DNA binding
Source: RefSeq, a predicted model, not a curated record